This is a messenger RNA of Colletotrichum scovillei, 1855 nucleotides long. Its product is annotated as major facilitator superfamily transporter. Gene Ontology annotation, molecular function: transmembrane transporter activity. The coding region runs from base 346 to 1824 and encodes 492 amino acids. Lineage: Eukaryota; Fungi; Ascomycota; Sordariomycetes; Glomerellales; Glomerellaceae. The record is from RefSeq and is a predicted model, not a curated record. Gene Ontology annotation, biological process: transmembrane transport. The transcript has 7 exons.
UUUGCUUGCCUCCCGAAGCCCUCUGCUUGCCAAACAGCCAUAUCCCCGCGGGGUCUUACUCUAUACGGCUUUUGGUGAAAUCACCUUGAUGAUUCAGGUGUUAGCUUUGUCAACCACAUUACCCCCGAGGACGUGAGUCAAUCGAAACAGAACAAACCCACCGAGAAGCGAACUAAAUAACCCCGCGAAACUCGAUCAAACCCGUCACUACUUGCCGAGGCAGCUGGCGUAUUUUCCUCUCUUCCCUAUCCGAAACCUGCCGCUGUCCUGUCGCAAAACUCCCAUCUCUCAGUUUGACAAGCACGACGAAACUUGCACCUUUCCGUCUUGUCGCUGGGGCCCGGUAUGCCUUCUCACUCUGAUUCUUCCAGUCAACAGGACAGCCACGAUGCCGUGGUACGGAUGCCUGACAGUGCUUCCAGGGCAGCGGAGAAUGAGAAGAAUGGCUCUGCGGCGGCGAGCCCUGUCAGUCAACGGCCGAGUGAGCAGGUAGAGUUCAAAGAGGGCGGCUAUGGAUGGGUUGUCGUAGGCUGUGUCUUUCUCAUCAAUGCUCAUACCUGGGGCUUGAACUCAACUUAUGCCGUGUUCCUCGCCUACUACCUCAACUCCGGAGCGUUUCCCGGCGCAAGCCCCAUCUCACUCGCUUUCGUCGGCGGGCUGUCCUUCUCCAUCGCACUCCUCAUCGCCCCGAUUGUCACCUUCUGCAUCCCUCGCAUCGGCACGCAACCAACUCUCGGCAUCGGCGUCGUGAUCCAAGCGGCCGCUCUCAUUGGUGCAUCAUUCACGACCCAGAUAUGGCACCUCCUACUCUCCCAAGGCAUCGGCUUCGGCGUCGGCAUGGGAUUCACCUUUAACUCCACCGUCGGUGUUGUCCCGCAAUGGUUCGUCGCGCGCCGCUCCUUUGCAAACUCCAUCGCUACGGCUGGCUCCGGCCUGGGGGGUCUCAUUUACUCCCUUGCUUCCAACGCCAUGAUCCGCAACAUCGGCCUGCCCUGGGCGUUCCGAAUCAUUGCCAUUUUGUCGUUCGUUGUCAAUGGCGCGUGUUGUCUGAUGAUGAAGGACCGAAACAAGGCUCUCGGCAGCGUUCAUGUCGCGUUUCACAAGGACAUCUUUAAGAGGAUCGAGUUCUGGUUGUUUGUCGCGUGGGGUUUCUUUGGACUCUUUGGAUACGUCAUCUCCGUGUUCUCACUGGCGGACUAUGCCCAAACAGUCGGGUUCAGUGCUAGCCAAGGGUCUAUCGUGUCGGCCAUGUUCAACCUAUCACAAGGCAUUGGCCGCCCGGUCAUCGGCCUAGUGAGUGACCGCUUUGGCCGCAUUAACGUAGCUGGCCUGGGCACCAUCAUCGCCGGCCUCGCCACGUUCUUGCUCUGGAUCCUCGCCGCCAAACACUUUGCAGGCCUCAUUGUCUUUGCCCUCUUUGGCGCAUUUGCCGGCGUGCUGUGGCCAACAGUCGCACCGGUAGGUGCUGAGGUGGUCGGAAUGCAGCUGCUUCCAUCAGCUCUGUCUAUUUUCUGGAUCAUCCUCGUUAUCCCGGCAACGUUCGCCGAGCCCAUAGCUCUGACAAUCAAGGGCUCCGGACUGAACGCGUAUUUCCCUGUUCAGCUGUUCACGGGAUUCAUGUACGUUGCGGCGUUCAUAUCCAUCUGGUUUCUCCGCGUGUGGAAGAUACGCGAACUUGAGACUUUGGCCCUAUCGGAAGAAGAGCAAGACGAUGCUCUUCGCAACAAUGAUGCUGUCUCGCUCACCACUUCAAGGCGUACUGGGCCCAAACCUGGUAUGAUGCAGUCUUUGCUCAAGGGCAUGCUUACUAUCCAGCGAGUGUAGUGGUCGAAUAUAAAGGCAUUAAAGAAUCAUG